Messenger RNA from Pneumocystis jirovecii RU7, 969 nucleotides. RefSeq names its product transaldolase. Gene Ontology annotation, molecular function: transaldolase activity. The transcript is spliced from 6 exons. Gene Ontology annotation, biological process: carbohydrate metabolic process; pentose-phosphate shunt; pentose-phosphate shunt, non-oxidative branch. The record is from RefSeq and is a predicted model, not a curated record. Gene Ontology annotation, cellular component: intracellular anatomical structure; cytoplasm. NCBI's taxonomy places the organism in Eukaryota, Fungi, Ascomycota, Pneumocystomycetes, Pneumocystales, Pneumocystaceae. Bases 1 to 969 code for a protein of 322 amino acids.
AUGUCAACGCUUGAUAAAUUAAAAGAAACAGGCACUGUAAUAGUGGUAGAUAGUGGUGAUUUUGAAAUUAUUGAUACAUAUAAACCAACUGAUUCAACAACAAAUCCAUCACUUAUUCUCGCAGCAAUAAAUAAAUCUACAUAUUCAAAAUUAAUAGAUACAGCGAUUGAAUAUGCAAAUAAACAAAAUUGCUCUAUUGACUCAAAAGUGGAUAUUGCUCUUGAUAGACUUCUCGUUGAGUUUGGUAAAGAAAUUUUAAAAAAGAUACCUGGACGUGUUUCUAUUGAAGUAGAUGCUUGUUUGAGUUUUGAUACCCAAGCAACAGUAGAAAAAGCUAUUUCUAUAAUUAAUCUUUUUGAAACUUUUGGAGUUUCCAAAGAACGAAUUCUUAUUAAAAUUGCAAGCACAUGGGAAGGAAUUCAAGCUGCUAAAAUUCUAGAGUCAGAAUAUAAUAUUCAUUGUAAUAUGACUCUUAUUUUUUCAUUUUGUCAAGCAGUAGCAUGUUUAGAAGCUGGUGUAACUCUUAUUUCUCCAUUCGUUGGACGAAUAUUGGAUUUUUAUGUAUCACUUACUCAUAAAACUUAUUCACCUCAAGAAGACCCUGGUGUUGCUUUUGUUACCAAAGUUUUUAAUUACUAUAAACAAAAAAAUUCUAAUACAGUUAUUAUGGGUGCAUCUUUUAGAAAUGUUGAUCAAAUCAAAGAAUUGGCGGGAUGUGAUUAUCUAACUAUAUCUCCCUCUCUUUUAGAAGAAUUAAAAAGUUCAAACGACCCUGUUAUUAAAAAACUUGAUGCUGGAAAUUUAAAAACAUUAACAGAAAUAGAAAAUAUUUCUUUUAUAAAUAACGAAUCAGCGUUUAGAUGGGAUUUUAAUAAUGACGUUAUGGCAGUUGAAAAAUUAUGCACAGGUAUUAAUAAAUUUCAUAGCGAUGGAAUUCUUCUUAAAGAAUUAUUAAAAAAGAAAUUUUAG